AUGUCUGGAUAUCCCGGCGCUCAAUAUGGGCGCGGCCAAGGAGGCUAUGGUCCGCCUCCCCAAGGCUACGGCUACCCGCAACAACAGCAGGGCUACUAUCCUCCUCAACAGCCUCCUCAGGGAGGUUAUUAUCAGCAGCCGCCCCCGCAGCAGGGCGGGUACUAUCCUCCUCAACAGGGUUACGGACAACCGCAGCGGGGUUACCCGCCUUCCCCGCAGCCUCCCCAGCAGCAAUAUCACCAGGGCUAUGGUGCGCGCCCUUCCGGACAUUAUCCCUCCCAUAGCCAGAGCAGCCGUGCCCCGCCUCCGCCCCCGAGCGGCAUGCAACAGUUCGGCCACGGCGCGCCCUCCAACUACGCCUACCAAUACUCGAACUGCACCGGAAAGAGGAAGGCGCUUCUUAUCGGAAUCAACUACUUUCGCCAAAAGGGCGAGCUGAGGGGUUGCAUCAACGACGUGCGCAACCUGUCCAACUUCUUGAUGACCAAACACCGCUUUCGAAGGGAGGACAUGGUGAUUCUUACCGACGAUCAGCCCGAUCCUAGGAGUCAGCCGACGAGGCAAAAUAUUUUGAGGGCGAUGGCUUGGCUGGUGAACGGCGCGCAGCCGAAUGACUCGUUAUUCUUCCACUAUUCUGGCCACGGUGGUCAAACCCGCGACCUUGACGGCGACGAAGACGACGGCUACGACGAAGUCAUCUACCCCGUCGACUACAAAUCCGCCGGCCACAUUGUCGACGACCAGAUCCACGACAUCCUCGUCAAACCCCUGAAACCAGGCGUCAGGUUAACAGCCAUUUUCGACUCUUGCCACUCGGGCUCGGCGAUGGAUCUCCCGUACAUCUACUCGACGAAGGGCAUGCUCAAGGAGCCCAACCUUGCCAAGGACGCCGGCAUGGGUCUCCUGAGCGCGGUCUCGGCGUACGCCAAGGGUGAUAUUGGCGGUGUUGCUAGCUCCAUUUUCCAGUUUGCCAAGAAGGCUACGACGGGAGAUGACGCGUACAACAAAACCCUGCGCACGAAAACGUCGCCUGCGGAUGUUAUUAUGUGGUCCGGGAGCAAGGACAGUCAGACAUCUGCCGAUGCGACGAUCAAUUCUCAGGCUACGGGUGCCAUGUCGUGGGCCUUUAUGACGGCGCUCGACAAGAAACCUCAGCAGAGUUAUGUGGAAUUGCUCAACUCUAUACGAGACUUGCUGGAAGCGAAGUACUCUCAGCGUCCCCAGCUGUCUUCCAGUCAUCCAAUUGACACGAAUCUUCUCUUCAUUAUAUAG
Messenger RNA from Scedosporium apiospermum, 1272 nucleotides. RefSeq lists its product as uncharacterized. Lineage: Eukaryota; Fungi; Ascomycota; Sordariomycetes; Microascales; Microascaceae. The coding region runs from base 1 to 1272 and encodes 423 amino acids. The record is from RefSeq and is a predicted model, not a curated record. Gene Ontology annotation, biological process: proteolysis. Gene Ontology annotation, molecular function: cysteine-type endopeptidase activity. The transcript has 5 exons.